Molecule: messenger RNA, 423 nt
Organism: Phialemonium atrogriseum
Lineage: Eukaryota; Fungi; Ascomycota; Sordariomycetes; Cephalothecales; Cephalothecaceae
Product: Triosephosphate isomerase
Exons: 2
Coding region: 1-423 (140 amino acids)
Biological process (GO): gluconeogenesis; glycolytic process; glyceraldehyde-3-phosphate biosynthetic process
Cellular component (GO): cytosol
Molecular function (GO): triose-phosphate isomerase activity
Source: RefSeq, a predicted model, not a curated record
AUGAAGGGGAUUGUGAAGGACCUGAACGAGGCCCAAUUAGACCCCAACGUCGAAGUUGUGAUCGCCCCCCAUCGCUCUACCUGCUCGAUCAAGGUAGCCGCCUUGAACGUCUUCAACAAGCGCAACAGCGCCUUCAUAAGUGGCAUUGGCAUUAUCCGGUGCUGCGGCGAGUUGCUUGAGGAGCGCAUGGCUGGCAAGACGCUUGACGUCAUUACCAAGCAGCUUGAGGCCCUCCACUCCUCUCUGGCCAGGCCUGAGGCCUGGAAGAGCGCUGUUGUCACCUACGAGCCUAUCUGGGCCAUCGACACUGGCAAGGUUGCUAGCAACCAACAGGCCCAGGAGGUCCACGAGGCAAUCCGCAAGUGGCUGAAGGAGGCAAGGACUUGGUCUGAGCCCGAUCUGUUUCCUAUGGGAUCGUCCUGA